Messenger RNA from Naegleria fowleri, 1020 nucleotides. RefSeq lists its product as uncharacterized. Bases 1 to 1020 code for a protein of 339 amino acids. The record is from RefSeq and is a predicted model, not a curated record. The transcript has a single exon. Lineage: Eukaryota; Heterolobosea; Eutetramitea; Acrasida; Naegleriidae.
AUGAAAUCAUUAUCACUUGUUUUGCUAUUUGCUCUUUUACUCCUUGCUGCAUCCAUCUACGUAGCAGGAGAUGUAGACACUUACAAGAAGGUUGAUACUUACAAGAAGGUCGACACUUACAAACCUCCAAAGAAGAAACAUUGUCGUAGAAAGUGUGUCCUUCACAAGUACAUUCGUGGAAAAUGUCUCAAACACAAGUGGGUCGGUCGUAAAAAGUAUUGUGACAAGUACACUGUCGUUGGAAAAGGUCGUUGCUUGAAGCAUAAAAGAUAUUCCAAGUGCGACAAGUACAGCAAGCCAUACAUCAAGUGUGUUAGACACAAGUACAAGAAGUAUUGCCACAAGUAUGAAACAAAACAAGUCUGUGAUAGUUAUGGCACUCGUAAAUAUUGCAAGAGACACUUCCAUAAAAAGUAUUGUGUCCAAACCAAGAAGUACAGAAAAUGCACCAAAUGGGGAAGAAAAAAGACCACUUGCAAAACUCCAAAAAGAAUUCCAAUUAAGAAGUGUUACACCAAGAAGAAGUGUGACAAGUAUGUGGACUCCUAUGCUCCUUCAAGAAAAUGCAAAACCGUUCGUAAAUGUCGCGUCGUUGGUUACAAGACCAAAUGCUUAAAGCACAAUUAUCGUCGUUAUUGCAAGAGACACAAAUGUUACACCAAAUGCAUGUCUCACAAGUACAGAAAAUAUUGUCGCAAAUGGAGCACUCGUAAAUAUUGUAAUCAUUACAAGAAGGUGACAAGAUGUUGUCAACACAAGAAGAAGAAAUAUUGUGUUCACAAAAAGACCUAUCCAGCCAAGUGUAUUCAUAAAAAGUAUUGGAAGAAGUGUUGUAAGAGAGCACCACCAAAGAAGAAGUGUACCAAAUACAAGUACACCAAAGGAAGAAAGAUUUGUAAGAGUCGUGCUCCUUCCAAGAAGAUUUGUGUCUAUAAGAAGAGAGUUUGUAAGAAGAAGAAGAAGAAGGUUGACAUUUACAAGAAAGUUGAUACUUACAAGAAGGUAGAUACUUAUAAUUAA